GUUGUGUUAAGUCUUGUUUUUCAAAUAAUUACUAAUAAUAAUCACAUUAAUUUUACUGAUCUAUAAUUUUAAAAGGAUUUUAAAGCAAGACUGAGUUAUUAAACUUUUAAGAUCUGUUAAAAGACCGUUAUAAUUAGAAGAAUAUGCAAAUUAAGUUUGUAUGUUUUGUAACAUUAAAGCAAUAAGCUGUAGUUGUAUACUUAUUAAAUUAAACUGCUUGUUCAUUUAGAAUAGAAUAAUGUACUGUAUAUUAGUUUUUGAUAAUUUGAAUGACAUAAUUUAUAAACAUUAUAAUAAAAAUUUUUAUUUACAUUUGAAAAAAAUUGGAUUGCAACAGGGGCUGAUCUCUGCUGAAGAUUACAAAGAUGAUGAUGAAUCUCUCAGCGCGAAUGUUAUCAUGCAGCUUUUCUCUCCGAUUGUUACAUCUCAGAGAGUGAUGGCAACACAGUUUGGUAAUUCAUACACAUCCAUUCAUUGUAAAGAUGGAACCAAUCUUGUUUUCGAUGAGUACAUGGGUUUCUUAUUCACUCUCAUCUCGAGGGAGAAGGUGCAUUCGAUGAAACGAUCCCUGAGUGUAUUCAUCAGUCUAGUGCGACAUCUAUGUGGACCUGAUGUUGGAGUUUUGCGAACAGACGCGGCGAGCAACGAUCUGCUGGGCGACUGCCUGGACAACUGGCACGAGCUGCGUCUUCGCGAACAAUCGCUGCUUGUGGAGGCCGUGGAGCAGCUGGCAGUGAAUGGCGACAUCACCACUGCUGCGCUCAAUGCGCUGCGCAGCGCUUGCGCGUCGCUCAAGGCCGCGCUCAACUAUUCGCGGUCCCACUGCCUCGUCUUUGUGCAGGAGAAACUGUUGGCUCUGUAUACUAGUCGUGAAUCGGACGAUCUGAUUCCCUCGGAUCUGAUAUUUUUGAAUAUUUUGGCGAGCACUCACAACUCUUCAGCAUUCCCUGCCGAAUCUGACAUCAACGUUGAUGCAGUCGAAUCAUCGACCUCCAUCAAUAACAGCCCCAACCAAUCUGUAGCUGAUACCGAAUCAAUUUUGACAUCUAGAUGGGACAUUCUCAAGAAAAAACACGCGGAACGCGUGAAAUCUGGUGACCAGAGUAGUGGCACUGUGAGCAUGUCUGCCAACUGUUGCAACCUGUUGUCGGCGCUGAGAGACGUCUACCAGUCCAUCUGCUUCUGCAGCUGUGACCUCCGUCAGAGUGAGCCAACCGUCACCCAAAUCGCUGGCAACGUCCAGACAAGUCUGCAUGCCUUCUCUGACUUCCUCACCGCCAAGGCCUUCCGCAACUUUACGCUCAGAUCGAGAGCGCUACUGUCCAUCAACAAAUACCUUGAGGAAUUUCCAGGACUGGUGCAUUUUCUGUAUAUUGACAGAGUCGAUCAUAGGCUCACUGCACCGUCUCUCGAUUUCUCAUCCGAAGAAACAAAUAAUCUGACAAAAAUCAAGAUUUGGGAUAUGAUUGAAUUCAGCAGAAGACAUCUUGAAGAUGGACAUCUGGCGUUCAUGUGGAAAGAUACAACCUUCAAUUACGCCUACUAUCUAUGGUUUGAGGAUGAUCAGGGAUCACCAAUCAAACCGAAAAUUUGCCCAGCCAAUGCAAUCAAAAGCCUCCCGAUUCCAGGAAUACUAGGAGAAGAUUUCUAUCAGCAUCUAGUGGAAGCCUGUUUCCCGAAGUGGAAUCCACAGAAGGUUCACUGCUUCGAGUUGUACUGCAUCCACUUGGGUCUGGCCACCUCGUCAUGUGUUCUCGACCAAUCCAGGCGAAUCGCCGCCACCGUCUGGGAGGUCACAGGUCAACACGGUAACCGGUAAUCCAACGGUAAACCACCGUUAAUUACCGGUAAACCACCGUUAAACACCGGUAAACCACCGGUAAUCACCUGUAAACCACCGUUAAUCACCAGUAAACCACCUGUAAUCACCUCUAAACCAACGUUAAUCACGGUAAACCACCGUUAAUCAACGAUAAACCACCGGUGAACACCACCGUUAAUCACCCGUAAACCACCGGUAAACACCGGUAAACCACCGUCAAUCAGCGAAAUACCUUCAAUUUCAUUCAAGUCACUCGGCUCCUAUCAACUCGUAAGGUUUCUUCACACUUAGCUACGCUACGCAGAAAUACGUCCUAUCAUAGUGAAACAAUAACAUAAGUAGAUAUCCCAUGGUAUAGAGCGUUUAUGUCGCAACUUUUACUGUUAUCUCAAGCCGAUUACUGUUGAUUAUUGUCGAUUUUUACUGUUUUGUUGGGGAGAGAGUGUAUGAACGGCACAAUAUGAGAGACUACCAGUGUCACACAGUUUCAAGGGAAAGAGCUACGUGGACUAUCGGCUUGAGAUAACAGUAAAAGUUACGACAUAAACUCCCUAUACCAUGGGAUAUCUACUUACGUUAUUUUUUCUCUAUGGUCCUAUCUUCCAAUGUUAAAUCCAAGCUACGAAUUUGUCCCGUUCACAACGGCGUAGUGUACAGUUCAUAAAUAAUUCAAAUAGCUGAAACUUUACACUAAUUUCUCUUUAUUUUAUUUUGUCUUAAUUUUUCUAGUUUUUCAAAAUCUUAUUUUAGCGUGGACUACGACUAUGUCCCGUUUCGGAAAGCCAAUUUUCUGACUCCAGCUGUUGAAAGUCUAGAACUUAGCUAGAUCCCGAGCUUGGAACCCGGCCCACAGUCAUUCCAACAUUAAGGUGCGUACAGACUUUCGCUCUGCUCCGCGGUCGAACGUCACUCGAGCAGAUCGAUUGAUGAUCGACCGGGGAGCAAGAGUAGAACGCGAAAGAGCUAGCAUUUCCCGUAACGUUCAUGAUCGGAACGAUUGCGGAGCGUGCGCGGAGCGUGUUGGAGGCGCGUAUAUCUGUACGCACCUUUGUAUUUCCCAAACAUCACAUUCCAUGUUAUUAAAUAAGGCUUUAACAGGUUGAAACGAUCAUUCCAUUCUGAAGCUCUCUUAAUAUUAGUUUAGUAUUGAUUUGUAAAUAAGUUUUCCUC
Nilaparvata lugens (brown planthopper) is the source of this 2992-nucleotide messenger RNA. RefSeq lists its product as uncharacterized. The transcript is spliced from 11 exons. Gene Ontology annotation, biological process: vesicle-mediated transport. NCBI's taxonomy places the organism in Eukaryota, Metazoa, Arthropoda, Insecta, Hemiptera, Delphacidae. Gene Ontology annotation, cellular component: BLOC-3 complex. Gene Ontology annotation, molecular function: guanyl-nucleotide exchange factor activity. Bases 239 to 1819 code for a protein of 526 amino acids. The record is from RefSeq and is a predicted model, not a curated record.